UCACCUCUCCCUCUUUCUUGUCUCCUGAGUUGAUUCUGCAUCAUUCCCACUCUUUAACUCCAGAUUACGGCGGAGUACCGGGGCACCUUCUCGGGGAGCCGUGCUUUAACAUGUCGGGGUUUGUUGUCUCGGGUCGCACCUGCCGACUCUCUGCAGGGAACAGAAGAUCCCACUUGUCUUGUCUUUAAUCCUCGUUUCCGCAUUCCCGCAGCCGCCGUGCGCUAAGAUCCACCGUCUCAACAGAAAAAACCGGUUCCUCCGGCUAAUCGAGCCCAACUAUUGCUGGCGGUGCAUUAUGUAUCCGGCGAGAGGACGAGAGGGAAACCGGAGCUGUGCGCGGCUGGUGCCUGUGGGCUGUAAAAGGCCGUUUUCGGCGGACUGAUAAAAGAAGCCUGAUCGAAGCGCGUCUCGCGGAUCCAACCUGCCGCCGCUCAUUCAUGUCCCGGGAUGGAAGGCUGCUGCCGCUCAUGUAUGCCCUGCUGUAGCCGGCUAUGGAACUGGAUAUGGCCCGACUUCCGCUACCCAACCGUCCCAAACCACGACCAUGUCAUCGCGAACCCCGCGGCGCAGGCGGCGGAGAUCCGCACCGUGUCCGGCGACAUCCGCGCUCCGUCGCCGAAGAAGCGGCCGGUGCAGUUGUACGCGGCGCUGUUCGACUUCGAGGCCCGCAGCGACGACGAGCUGACGGUGAAGGAGGGAGACAAACUGUCGGUGAUCGAGAAGCGGGGGGAGUACGUGCUGGCCAAGAAGCUGACCGGCUCUCUGGAGUCUGGACUGAUCCCGGCGAACUACGUGGCUCUGCUGCAGGACGAGUUCGCCAAACACAAGUGGUACUACGGCAACAUCAACAGAGUGAAAGCUGAGAAGCUGCUCCUGGCUUCCCAAAAUAAAGAUGGCUCGUUCCUGGUUCGCAUCAGUGAGAGUCACAGUAACGAGUACACAAUCUCUGCCCGGAGUGAGGGGAAGGUGUUUCACUUCAGGAUUCAGCGCUCCAUCAUCGGUGCAUACUUUGUCUCGGACAAAAUCUCUUUCGCCACCUUGGGAGAACUCAUCUCCUACUAUCAGAAAAACACUCGCAGCCUGGGAGUGCUGCUGGUGGAGCCCUGCGCCCAGCAGAACACCACCUGCUUGUCUUUGUUCUCAGCUGCUGAAGGUCAGGUGUUGACAUCGGCUCAUCUGAUCUAUAUGGGCAGUCAGAUUGCAGAAGGCAUGGCCUACCUGGAGGACAGGAACAUUGUCCACAGAGACCUGGCAGCCAGGAACAUCCUAGUGGGAGACGACCUGGUCUGCAAGGUGGCCGACUUUGGACUGGCCCGGAUAAUUAAGGACAGUGUGUAUACAGCGAGUCGAAACACAAAGAUCCCAGUGCGGUGGACGGCCCCUGAGGCGGCGAUUUACCAGCGCUUCUCUGUAAAAUCGGAUGUUUGGUCUUUUGCUGUGCUGCUGUACGAGAUGAUGUCACGUGGCAAAAUGCCUUAUGAAGGAAAAAGUAAUAAGGAAGUGUUGGAUCUGCUGUCGUCUGGAUUUCGGCUGCCCUGUCCAAACCGCUGUCCUCAGAAUAUUUACCGUAUCAUGAUGGACUGCUGGGCUUCUGAGCCCUCUAAGAGACCCUCCUUCCACGCCUUGCACAGUCAACUAGACUCAAUCUAUGCUAGGAUAUAUUUCAAGACUAUAGAGGUGUAGAAAGAGGACAGAGUACAGGACAUGGACGGAAAAUAUGACAGCGGUAUAAAUGGCGCAAGAGCAAUUCCUCCACAAUCAACCUCCGACAGAGAGACAGACUACCAAUGUUAAGGAGGAAUAAAAACGGAAAAUGAGAAACUGCAAGGAAUAUUCUCAUUCCCCAUGCAAUACACUUCUACAACAGGGUAUAUUUACUGUAAGACCACAACCAGAGCAUCGGAAAUGGACUUUCACAUGUGUUGAGGAGGAGAAGAUGCUAACCAAAUCAAAUAAGAAAGAGGGGAACAUUUAGAGCAUAAAUGAGAUUUUGGGUUUUUUUAGGCUAAAAGAAAAAGACUGAAAAAUACACUCCUUUCUUAAAAAAAAAAACAUAUAACCCUCACAUUGAAACCCUCGGCACAUGCACAGCACCAUCUGCGUUGGAUUUUAUACCCGUCUGUGUUUUUAUAUGAUAUUUUACUACUUUGGUAUGUGCCAUGUCUGUGUGUAUGCACACUUGUUGAAAGUUUAUGAAAAUGCAGGUCAUUACUUAAAUUAUUCACCUGUCAUUUGACUGCAAAGCCAGUGCUAAAAUUGAGGUUAUGUGCAAUAAUUAAAUGCUUGCUGAGUUUUUAGCCAUGCUUGGGGCCUGGUGAUCUUGGAAAAGAUUAGAGUAGUGAAUUGGUACUGACCUUUGAACCUUGGCUGUUGUGAUCCCAUGAUCUUUCACAACCACCAUCAUCAAGUCAGUUUCCUCCAGAGGAUGAUGAUGACGACAGUCUUAGCUGAGGUUAAAGUAAAUGAUAAGCCAAAGAUACGGUAUCUGAGACUUGGACGAAUGACUAAUAACUCUUAAUGCACACGUGGCACGCAAGUAUUGAUUUAAAACAGUGUUUUUUACAAAAAAGCAACAAAAGAAUUAAAAGCUGCAUUGUAAUGUUUCCAGAUAUAUGCAUUUCCAAGCUCUUGCUGAUAGUUCUUCAAGAAUGUCAACACCGCAUUGAUACCUUUACAUUAACAUAGGGAGCCAGAAUGAGCAUUGGAAUGGGAAAGUGUGCGUCUGGCUUAUUGCCAUAUAAUAUUAUAUAAUGUACUUACUUUGCUUAAACCUGUGAUCACACAAAUAAAAACAUCUACAGAUGAUUCACUUCUAGAAUUUUACCAGAGUCUCCUUCAACUGUUUGGAACCUCAUGCCAUCUACAUAGACAAGAGUGGCAUCAGUUUUACACGUCCAAAUAGGUUUAGUUAUUGCUAACAUCAUUCUUCACGUUUUAAAAUAGAAGCACAGGUAGUAGCAGUUAGCCACCAGGGGGCGACUCCACUGGUUUCAAAAAGUCUUUUGGGAAAUAAGCCUACUUCUCACUUGAUUUAUCAUGCAAGUAAACAUUUAGUUAAUGGUCUCAAUUACUCACAGUUCUUCAAAAGAAUAUGAUGUCAAUUUUGUAAAUAAUAUUCGUACAAAAUUCAGGCUCUCAGAGCCGCCGCCCUGCCAGCAGGUGGUGCUAUGCUCUUGACUCAGUUUUUAUGUGCUGAUGUUGUCUGAACGGGUCUGUUGUCUCACUCACGUAUGAAGUUUCGAGCAGAUCGGUCAAUGUACAGCAAAGUUGCAGGGCACUUCAUGUUCCGUGGCGAAUGGUCAAAAUCUGCCCAAAUUCCGAUGGUUGACAUGGCCACGCCCUUUUUUAAUCUGAAAGAUCUUUUGAUAACUUUUCAUCUCUGAUGUGUGUAGUACAAAUUUAAACAUUUUUCAUGUUGCUAGGACAAGUUUGUUCGUUUAUGAAACGUGCACAUCGCCAAGAUGGACACCAACAAAAAAUGUCAAUUAAGUCCGUUUUCACUGACAUUUGGUUUGUCAAAAAUGUGAUCCUUUUGGGGAGAAAAAAAAAACAUUCCAGGAAUUCCAACAGGUCCUCGCACCACUGUGUGAGCGCUCGGGCCCUAAAAACAUGGCACAUACGAGGGGACACCAGCGUGAUUGACGGCUGGUAUUGCCCAAUGGGCGCAUUUGUGAACUUCCAUUUACAAAAUGAAAACAUGACGUUGGCCAUAUUGUGAAACUUCACAACCAGAAUGUGUUUUCAAACUGGAAGACUACGUGCAUUUUCAUACGCAGUCUAGGUUCAGUGCAUAAUCUGUGAUCUAUGAGACAAAGUUAUUUUAGCAACAUCGCUGUGUUGCAUUUUCUGUUUCAAUAGGAAAAUGAGUCUGUGUCACUCAAGGACCCUCACUGUACAUUGCACUUCUGGGGCCCCUGGCAUGGCUGUACACGACUGGUCUUGUCAUUAAGGACAAGUAUCAAGUGUUUUUGUCCUGCCGCCUUCUGUAACAGGGAAUUUAAGAAGGUUUUUGGCACUAUGUUGCAUAAUAUGAAGAGCAGUUGUCCACCAUAUAUUAUAUAUAUUUUUUUUUUUGGUUCUUUUUGUGAUGCAUUAAAUAGUGUCUGACCCAGUGUUUGAGAAGCCUGUGAGCCAAAAUGCCAUAUGUGUACAGGCCUUAAGUUAUUAAUGCUCCUCUACAGGCCCACACUACUGACCAGUUACAAUUGUAGUGUUUGUGUUUACAUUACAGAGACUGUACAAAAUAUUGACAGGACAAACCACAAACCUGGUAUGAAGGCAAAAGAGACAACCAGCCAAAUCCAGAACUAUGUUUGAGGGGGUGGCUCGUGUGAUUUCUGCACCACAAAAUUGUACAACAAUCCAGCUUGGCUCUUUUUAUGCAUGGCAUUAACAAAAGACAGUGCCAAGUUCAGGAAACUUGAGCCAUAAUCACCAAAUCACAAGACUGAGACUUUGUGUUUUAGCCUGUGUGCCAUCAGGUACCAAACACCAGUUGUGCAAAGAAUAAAGUAUUUUAAGUAUUGUGUA
Molecule: messenger RNA, 4530 nt
Organism: Solea solea (common sole)
Lineage: Eukaryota; Metazoa; Chordata; Actinopteri; Pleuronectiformes; Soleidae
Gene: srms
Product: src-related kinase lacking C-terminal regulatory tyrosine and N-terminal myristylation sites
Exons: 6
Coding region: 448-1683 (411 amino acids)
Biological process (GO): protein phosphorylation; cell surface receptor protein tyrosine kinase signaling pathway; cell differentiation
Cellular component (GO): extrinsic component of cytoplasmic side of plasma membrane
Molecular function (GO): non-membrane spanning protein tyrosine kinase activity; ATP binding; signaling receptor binding
Source: RefSeq, a predicted model, not a curated record